AUGGCGGAGUUGGCUGAGAAGAAGGAACUGGACGUUCCCGCGCAGGGGGAUUUGAAGUCUGCGUCUCGGACGGCCAGUGCUGAGGCGAAUGAGCACCAGGGCAUUAAUGAGAAGGCGUUGCUAAGAAAGCUGGAUCUGAGGUUAUUGCCGCCGUUGACGAUAUUGUAUCUUUUGUCGUUCUUGGAUCGUAGUAAUGUUGGAAAUGCCCGUCUGGAGGGUCUAACGACUGAUAUCAAUAUGACUGGAAAUCAGUACCUGACAGGCCUGACGCUGUAUUUCGUUGGCUACGUUCUGUUUGAGAUACCCUGCAACAUCGUGCUCAAAAAGACCACGCCCCGCAUCUGGCUACCAACUCUUACUUUGGUCUGGGGUAUUGUGGCGACGCUCCUCGGAGUCGUGCAGAACCUGGCCGGGUAUCUCACCUCGCGAACAGCUCUUGGAAUUGCGGAAAGUGGUCUUUUUCCUGGUGUGGUCUUCUACCUGUCCAUGUGGUACAAACGCAAUGAGCAACACUACCGAGUGGCUCUUUUCUUCAGCGCUGCGUCGCUGGCGGGUGCUUUUGGCGGGAUUCUUGCCUGGGGCAUUGCUCAUAUGAGAGGCGUCGGCGGAUACAAUGGAUGGCGAUGGAUCUUUAUCCUGGAAGGACUACUUACCGUGGUGAUGUCUAUCAUCGCCUAUUUCUGGGUCUACAACUACCCUGCCACCGCCGAAUUCCUCAGCGACAAAGAGCGCGCCUUUAUCCAGUUCCGCCUGAAAAACGACAACGACUCCACCCGCGAUGAGAAGUUCAGCUGGUCGGCCGUGGGAGACGCAUUCAAAGACCCUAAGGUGUGGUUAUAUGGUCUCGGAUUCCACACCAUGUCUCUGCCUUUAUACACGCUGUCUCUCUUCCUGCCAACCAUCAUCAAAGAACUCGGCUACACCGCAGCCGAAGCCCAGCUACUCUCCGUACCCCCCUACGCCGUAGCAUUCGUGCUCACCGUCGCCGUGGCCAUCUUCUCCGAACGCACCCGCAUCCGAGCCCCCUUCAUCAUGGGCUCCUCGGCACUCGCCUGCAUCGGCUACAUCCUGCUACUGACCGACCACCGCCCGGGGGUCUCCUACCUGGGCACGAUCUUUGCGGCAGCAGGCAUUUACCCCGCCGUGGCGAUCGUGUUGUCCUGGCCGGCCAACAACGUCUCAGGCCAGACGAAGCGCGCGAUCGCCAACGCCAUGCAGAUCUCGAUCGGCAACCUGGGCGCCGUGCUGGGAACGCAGCUCUACCGCACCGAGACCAGCCCGCGGUAUUAUCUCGGCCACGGGUUCGCGUUGGGAUACCUGGUCGCGAACAUCGCGGUGGUGGGGAUCCUGUGGGAGGUGUUGAAGCGGGAGAACGUGCGCAAGGCGGAGGUGCGUGAACGAGAGGGCCUGCAGGCGCUGAUGGGCGAUAUCGGGGACGCAGAGGGCGAUUUCCAGGGCGAUAAGGACUCGCGGUGGAUAUUCCAGGUUUGA
Messenger RNA from Aspergillus steynii IBT 23096, 1491 nucleotides. RefSeq names its product allantoate permease family MFS transporter. The record is from RefSeq and is a predicted model, not a curated record. Gene Ontology annotation, biological process: transmembrane transport. The coding region runs from base 1 to 1491 and encodes 496 amino acids. The transcript is spliced from 7 exons. NCBI's taxonomy places the organism in Eukaryota, Fungi, Ascomycota, Eurotiomycetes, Eurotiales, Aspergillaceae. Gene Ontology annotation, molecular function: transmembrane transporter activity. Gene Ontology annotation, cellular component: membrane.